Messenger RNA from Closterium sp. Naga37s-1, 5199 nucleotides. The record is from the annotation of a GenBank genome assembly. NCBI's taxonomy places the organism in Eukaryota, Viridiplantae, Streptophyta, Zygnematophyceae, Desmidiales, Closteriaceae.
AUGGAAAACGUUACUCUCUAUUUCCCCUACCCCCAAUCCCUCCCCAUAUCCCCAUUUCCAAGCCACUCCCGUCACUCCCCUUCCCUCCGCCCCUCCCCGAUUCCUCUUUCCCCAGGGACUCCUCAUAUCCCCUUCCCUCCCCCUUACACGCGUCACACCUCAUAUCAUGUGUCCCAUGUCCCUCCCCAAUUCCCCGUUUCCCAUUCACUCCCCAUUUCCGCGUUUCGGAGUCACCGCUGUGUUUCCCCUUCCCUUAAACCCGCCCCAUAUCCCCGUUUCUCAGUCACUCCCCAAUUCCCAAUCCCUCUGACUCUCCCCCUUUCACUUACGUGCGUCACGCCCCAUUCCCUCACCCCUCCGUCCCUGUUCACUCCCUUUUUUCCAAAGUCACCCCUCGUAACUAGUCCCUCCGUCCCUCCUCAUUUUGGCCCCCCUCCGACCCUCCCCAUUUUCCCUUCCUUCCAUCCCGGCCCAUUUCCCCAUCCCUCACUCCCUCCCCAUUUUCCCUUCCCUCCAUCCCUCUCCAUUUUGCCGUUCCUCUGUCCCUCACCCUUUUGCACCACACACACCGCCGUCCCUCCCCAUUUUGCCUUCCCUCUGUCCCUCCCCAUUUCCCCUACCCUCUGUCACUCCCAUUGCCCCUCCUCUAUGUCCCUCCACAUUACCCCUUCUCUCUGUCACUCCCUGUUUCCCUUUCCCAUACUUUCCAUGUUACCCCUUCCCUCUGAACCUCCCCAUUCCCCCUCCCUCUUUCCUUCCCCAAUUCCCCUUCCCUCUGUCCCUUCCCAUUGCCACUUCCCUCUGUCACUCCCAUUACCGCUUCCCACUGUCCCUCCCCAUUUCCACUGCCCUCUAUCCUUUCCUAUCUACUCUCCUCUUUCUCACUCCCAUUUCCCCUUCCCUUUGUCUCUCCCAUUUCCCCUGCCACCUGUCCCUCCCAUUUCACAUCCCCCCUGUCCCUCCACCCGCCACUUCCCUCUGUCCGUCCCAAUCUGUCCUUCCGGAUUUCCCCAUCCCUCUGUGCCUCCCCAUCUCCCUCCCCUCUGUCCCUCCCCAUCUCCCUCCCCUCUGUCCCUCCCCAUCUCCCUCCCCUCUGUCCCUCCCAUAUCUCACCACUCUGUCCCUCCCCAUAUCCCACCCCUCGUCCCUCAACAUAUCCCACCCCUCUGUCCCUCACCAUAUCCCUUCCCUAUGUCCCUCCCCAUAUCCUUCUCUCUGUCACUCCCCAUUUUCCUCUCCCAACACUCCAUGUUACCCCUUCCCUCUGUGUACCUGGUGUGUGCCUUGUGUUCACCUGUGCGCCCCCACCUACCUUGCUCAUUCCCUCACACCCAUCACGCUCCUCUUCACAACCUUCCCACAUCACCCAUCCUCUUCACACCCUUUCGAUGCUUGAAAGAGGGGUUGAUCGGCAUUGGGGCUCAUGCAAUGUCGCCCUCGCACACACCCUCGCUUGCCCUCCCUAAUUUGCCAACCACCCUAUGCCCAAUGUGUCUGCCCCAGGCCAUCCGUGCGAAGGGACAUCAGCAGCCCGGCCCGGCCCAGCCUCCCCAUUUCCCCCUUUCUCUGACCUCCCCAUUUCCCCUUCCUGUACAAAUUCAAUUCCCCUUGCCCCUGUCACUCCCAAUUUCCCCUUCCCUCUGUCCCUUCCCCAUUUCCCCUUCCCUCUGUCCCUUCCCAAUUUCCCCUUCCCUCUGUCCCUUCCCCAUUUCCCCUUCCCUCUGUCCCUUCCCCAUCUCCCCUUCCCUCUGUCCCUUCCCCAUUUCCCCUCCCCUCUGUCCCUUCCCCAUUUCCCCACCCCUCAGUCCCUCAGCAUUUCCCCUUGUCCUGUCACACCGCUUAUCCCCUUCCCCCUGUCCCUCCCCAUUUCUCCUACCCUCUGUCCCUCCCAUUUUCCCUUCCAAUACCAGCCCAAGUCCCCUUGUCCCUGUCACUCCCCAUAUCCCCAGUCCCCUGUCACUCCAUGUUUCCCCUUCCCCUAAUCCCUCAGCAUUUCCCCUUGUCCUGUCACUCCCCUUAUCCCCUUCCCCCUGUCCCUCUCAGGCACCCAUUUUCUCUCCCCAUGUUCCCUUCCAGUACCAGCCCAUGUCCCCUUGUCCUGGUCACUCCCCAUGUCCCCUUCCCCCCUGUCACUCCAUUUUCCCCUUCCCCCAGUCCCUCAGCAUUUCCCCUUGUCCUGUCACUCCCCUUAUCCCCUUCCCCCUUCCCCCAGCAUUUCCCCUCGUCUUGACAAUCCCCUUAUCCCCUUACCCCUGUCCCUCCCCAUUUCCCCAUUUCUCUGACCUUCCCCAUGUUCCCUUCCAGUACCAGCCCAUGUCCCCUUGUCCCGCAUUUCCCCUUGUCCUGUCACUCCCCUUAUCCCCUUCCCCCUGUCCCUCCCCGUUUCCCCUUUUCUCUGACCUUCCCCAUGUUCCCUUCCUGUACCAGCCCAAGUCCCCUUGUCCCUGUCACUCCCCAUUUCUUCCUUCCCCUGCCACUCCGUGUUUCCCCUCCCCCCAGUCCCCCAGCAUUUCCCCUCGUCUUGACAAUCCCCUUAUCCCCUUACCCCUGUCCCUCCCCAUUUCCCCAUUUCUCACACCUCCACCCAACCCCGCUGCUAUGACUCUCACUGCUGAAAAACUUUCACCCCUCCGGCGAUCUACGUUUCCUGAUGCGAUGCUUCUAGGUCGUCCUCCUGGCAGGGAGGAUGUGGGAAGGGGGGAGCAGGAGCAGGAUGGGGGAAGAGGCAAAGAAGAAGCAAAGCAGGCAGGGAAGGGGAUGGGGGGAUGCAGGGCAGGGGAUGGGGGGAAGCAGGCAUUGGGAUGGUGGGAAGCAGGGAUGGGGAUGGGGGGAAGCAGGGCAGGGGAUGGGGGGAAGCAGGGCAGGGGAUGGGGGGAAGCAGGGCAGGGAUGGGGGGAAGCAGGGCAGGGGAUGGGGGGAAGCAGGGCAGGGGAUGGGGGGAAGCAGGGCAGGGGAUGGGGGGAAGCAGGGCAGGGGAUGGGGGGAAGCAGGGCAGGGGAUGGGGGGAAGCAGGGCAGGGGAUGGGGGGAAGCAGGGCAGGGGAUGGGGGGAAGCAGGGCAGGGGAUGGGGGGAAGCAGGGCAGGGGAUGGGGGGAAGCAGGGCAGGGGAUGGGGGGAAGCAGGGCAGGGGAUGGGGGGAAGCAGGGCAGGGGAUGGGGGGAAGCAGGGCAGGGGAUGGGGGGAAGCAGGGCAGGGGAUGGGGGGAAGCAGGGCAGGGGAUGGGGGGAAGCAGGGCAGGGGAUGGGGGGAAGCAGGGCAGGGGAUGGGGGGAAGCAGGGCAGGGGAUGGGGGGAAGCAGGGCAGGGGAUGGGGGGAAGCAGGGCAGGGGAUGGGGGGAAGCAGGGCAGGGGAUGGGGGGAAGCAGGGCAGGGGAUGGGGGGAAGCAGGGCAGGGGAUGGGGGGAAGCAGGGCAGGGGAUGGGGGGAAGCAGGGCAGGGGAUGGGGGGAAGCAGGGCAGGGGAUGGGGGGAAGCAGGGCAGGGGAUGGGGGGAAGCAGGGCAGGGGAUGGGGGGAAGCAGGGCAGGGGAUGGGGGGAAGCAGGGCAGGGGAUGGGGGGAAGCAGGGCAGGGGAUGGGGGGAAGCAGGGCAGGGGAUGGGGGGAAGCAGGGCAGGGGAUGGGGGGAAGCAGGGCAGGGGAUGGGGGGAAGCAGGGCAGGGGAUGGGGGGAAGCAGGGCAGGGGAUGGGGGGAAGCAGGGCAGGGGAUGGGGGAAGCAGGGCAGGGGAUGGGGGGAAGCAGGGCAGGGGAUGGGGGGGAAGCAGGGCAGGGGAUGGGGGGAAGCAGGGCAGGGGAUGGGGGAAGCAGGGCAGGGGAUGGGGGGAAGCAGGGCAGGGGAUGGGGGGAAGCAGGGCAGGGGAUGGGGGGAAGCAGGGCAGGGGAUGGGGGGAAGCAGGGCAGGGGAUGGGGGGAAGCAGGGCAGGGGAUGGGGGGAAGCAGGGCAGGGGAUGGGGGGAAGCAGGGCAGGGGAUGGGGGGAAGCAGGGCAGGGGAUGGGGGGAAGCAGGGCAGGGGAUGGGGGGAAGCAGGGCAGGGGAUGGGGGGAAGCAGGGCAGGGGAUGGGGGGAAGCAGGGCAGGGGAUGGGGGGAAGCAGGGCAGGGGAUGGGGGGAAGCAGGGCAGGGGAUGGGGGGAAGCAGGGCAGGGGAUGGGGGGAAGCAGGGCAGGGGAUGGGGGGAAGCAGGGCAGGGGAUGGGGGGAAGCAGGGCAGGGGAUGGGGGAAGCAGGGCAGGGGAUGGGGGGAAGCAGGGCAGGGGAUGGGGGGAAGCAGGGCAGGGGAUGGGGGAAGCAGGGCAGGGGAUGGGGGGAAGCAGGGCAGGGGAUGGGGGGAAGCAGGGCAGGGGAUGGGGGGAAGCAGGGCAGGGGAUGGGGGGAAGCAGGGCAGGGGAUGGGGGGAAGCAGGGCAGGGGAUGGGGGGAAGCAGGGCAGGGGAUGGGGGGAAGCAGGGCAGGGGAUGGGGGGAAGCAGGGCAGGGGAUGGGGGGGUGUUGGAAGCAGGGCCCCCAACACCCCCUUUUUCAAAUCCCCAUACCGCACACGCCCGUCUUUUCUGCGCCGUGUGUGCAACGUUCCAGUCACGGAUUUCCAUGCUGUCCCCUGCAUCAGGGGGGAGGGAGGGGGGAAGCAGGGCGGAGGGAGGGGGGAAGCAGAGCGGAGGGAGGGGGGAAGUAAGGGGGGAUGGAGGGGGGAAGCAGGGCGGAGGGAGGGCGGAAGCAGGGAGGAGGGAGGGGGGAAGGGGAAGCAGGGAGGAGGAGGGAGGGGGGAAGCAGAGCGGAGGGAGGGGGGAAGCAGGGAGGAGGGAGGGGGGAAGCAGGGAGCAGGGAGGGGGGAAGCAGGGAGGAGGGAGGGGGGAAGCAGAGCGGAGGGAGGGGGGAAGCAGGGCGGAGGGAGGGGGGAAGCAGGGAGGAGGGAGGGGGGAAGCAGGGAGGAGGGAGGGGGGAAGCAGGAAGGAGGGAGGGGGGAAGCAGGAAGGAGGGAGGGGGAAGCAGGAAGGAGGGAGGGGGGAAGCAGGAAGGAGGGAGGGGGGAAGCAGGAAGGAGGGAGGGGGGAAGCAGGAAGGAGGGAGGGGGGAAGCAGGAAGGAGGGAGGGGGGAAGCAGGAAGGAGGGAGGGGGGAAGCUGGAAGGAGGGAGGGGGGAAGCAGGAAGGAGGGAGGGGGGAAGCCGGAGAGGGACAGGAGAAUAGGUUGUAAGGGAGGGACUGAAUAA